UACAGGCUUGGUGAGCAGAAAAAAAAAUGUAAUAAAAAAAUUUAUUGACUGGUAGUAUAUAUUUCAUUUGUUGUUAUUAACAUGAAGUGCAGUAAACAUGACAUUAAGGUUUCCCAAACUAGUGUUUGUGAAGGAACUGAAGGCAGUUUAUGAGUGUAAUGAAAAUUAAUAAUUGAUUAAAUCAUUAAAUCAGAUUAAAAUAAGUCUUUUUAAAAUCAAAAAUUACUAAAAAUAUAUAUAUAGUUUGUUUACUUGUAUAUCAUGUGAUCAAAACCAAGGUCAGAGAACCAAUAAACAUGCAAAUGUGAUAAUUUGUGAAAUUGUGAAUUUGUGCAUUUUAAUGUUUUUGAAAGAAAAAAGCCUUCCGAAGACAGAGAGCAAUAAUUAAAAUAAAAAUCAAUGUGUUCAUCACUAGUUGAUGCAAUGUUGAAACAUUUCUUAAACCUGAAAUGACUAAUGACUAAAUAUAAAAUCACUUUAGAAAAUAAUAUCAGUAAAAUAUUUUAAAUACACCUUAUUCUUUAACACAGAAGUAAGCCUAUGGGUGAGACUUCCAGUUCAUUAGCCGCUAUAGGAAAAUAAGGAGAAGAAUAACAAUGUGCAGUAAACUGUUUGCACUACAAACCAGUGUGUUCACAAUUAAGAUAAUACAUUAAAAUAAUAUGGUAAGACACAUCAAUUUGCAAUAUCAAGCAGCAAAACAAGCUGUUUUGUACAGCUAAAAACAGCUGGACGCGGGUGAGACCGGAAGCCACACCCAUAAAAUUUACAAAUGACCUCGCCCAUUCUUUUCACGGAUCUGGCGAACUGAAAUCGCGUUCGACUGAGGUAGUAACCAUAGCAACAGUAGGCACUUGACCAUGAUCAUUAUGGGAUAGCUACAUGGACAAAACAAAAAUACAUCAUGUAUCAUUUUUAAAAGACCUAAGCAUCACAAAAAUAGUGUCUGGUCUACAACUUCAUUAAAAUCGCUGUGCUAGAGGCGCUAAAAAUCAUCUUGCGUGGCGUAAAAUCAACCCCAACAGACUGCGUCUCAAAAAUUACAAAAUGUAUUUUAAAAAUGUAUUGUAAAAAUAAAACGAAUGCACCUUUAUAUUAUUAUUACUCUUUUGUUAUUAAUUAGUACCAGUAGUAGUAGGCCAAGUACUUGUUGCAGUACUGGUUACUAUGCGUGGUUACUAAGGGUUACCGUGAGGUUACCCGUGGCCGGUGUGCCUUGCGCGCUCCCGGUAAUCGGAUCAGACACGCGGUUGCGCUGUUUACGGUUGUGCACUAAACUUCACACGCACGGCCUUUAUACUUUAUCUCACGUGAGUUAUCGAUUCUUUUAAAUGAGAAUAUCUGUUUUAUAUCACUGGUUGAAACCGGUGCAUUAAGUUUCAUGAACGGAAUAAGGAAGUUUGCACAUCGGUUGAGAGACAGGUGAGAGCUCGAACGCCUCAAUGUUAAAUAUGCCGGACACGAGACUUAUAAAGCCGAAACCUGUUGCAACGAAACCUAAGCAUGUGAACAAGAAAGCAAGUACAACUGAAACCACACCUGCGAUCAGAAGCAGAGAUGUCGGUCACCGCAAAACUAGGGCAUCAAGCUGCCCAAGAUGCACCCAUGACACUGAAUACAAACCCAAAGCAACAGAGAGAAGCAAGAAAGCAAUACAGCCGAAACCGGCCGAGACUUCAACGAGAACAAAACCUGAAAAAUAUGCACCGAGGGAACUACCAAUAGCGAAAACAUAUUCUGAAAUCCACAGUCAAAAGGCAUUUACAGUAUUUGCACCAAACCCAAAGAAAAGACAAGAUAUUCAGCAAAAAGCAGAAGCAGAACUGGCAGCUCUGGAGGAUCUGCGCUUGAGUCGGGCAAUGGGUUACAUUUCCAUAUCUCCUAGUACUGUGGGUGGCUGCUUAACUCUGGAGGAGGUCAGGGCAAAACAACAACAAGAAAUGCAAGUCAAGAAAAGACAAAAGCAGGUUAAAAACGUAUUUUAGAAACUUCUUGAAUGAUGGUUAGAAUACUGCUGACAACAGACGAACAUUAUAUUUUUAUCUAGUUUGCUUUUUUGUUUUAAAAGUGCAGCUAAUUUCCAUUGACUUCUGAUGUGACCUUAUGUUCUAAAUCUAUAUUCUUUAAAUAUCUGUCAUUUGUAUGACUUUUAGGUUUGUUCUGAAAUUUAGGUUGUGUGAUUUAAAUGCAGGUACUCCCCAAAAUUAAAUAAUAAUUUACAGAACAUAACAACAGUGUGUUUGUUAUAUUCAGUGUACAUAAAUGUUUAAAAAUGUUAGUUUUUUUUCCCUUUAAAAAUGUCAAGGGACAAAAAACACAUUGUGUUAUUACAAUUGCGAAGCAUGGUGUAGUAAUUCAGCUUAAUUUGGUCUAUUAUUUCAUGCAAACGGCCCUCCUGGUGAUCUGUUUUUCCUCUGUUUCUUAGCAACAAGGAUUUUUCUCUCUUUGUUUUGUCCUCUGUGUAUAUUCUGGGAGCUGUCUGCUUUGAAGGAUCCAAAAAUACGAACCAGGGUCCUGUUGCCUGGCAAAAGGAGAUUGACAACAUAAUGAAAGGUAGACGAUAGGUGAGGGCAAAUAAAUUAUGAAAAUAAGUCAUUAAAUCUUAUUAAGCUCCACUCUUCCCUGGUAAAUUAAAGGAACAGGUCACACAGAAAUGAAAAUGCAUUCACCCUCAGGCUAUCCAAAAUGUAGAUGAGUUUGUUUCACCAUUAGAACAGGUUUGGGGAAAUUCAGCAUUACUUACUCACCAACAGAUCCUCUGCAGUGAAUGGGUGCCGUCAGAAUGAGAGUCCAAACAGCUGAUAAAAAACAUCACAAUAAUCCACAAGUCCAUCAGUUAACAUCCUGUGAAGCACAAAGCUGUAUGUUGGUACCAAACAAAUGAAUAUUAAUGGUGUUUUAACUUUAAAUUAUUGCUUUCAUAAUCUAAAUAAAGCUUACUUUAAAGAAAGAGGAUCCACUGGUGAGCAAGUGAUGUAAUGUUAAAUUUCUAAAAUCUUUUCCAUUGAAGAAACAAACUCAUCUAUACCCCGAAUGGCUUGAGGGUGAGUAUGUUUUUGCCAAAUUUUCCCUUCAUCUAUGAGUUUAAUCUAUACUCUAAGGAUACAAUAUGUCAGCACUGUUCAGCUAUGUUGUUUUUAGGUCACACUUAAUAACUUGUGUUUGCACUGCACAAAAUUCAUAAACCUUGACUGUGUUGCUUUAAGGUUCUCAAAGAUAUUAAAAAAAUAUUUCU
Molecule: messenger RNA, 3235 nt
Organism: Labeo rohita (rohu)
Lineage: Eukaryota; Metazoa; Chordata; Actinopteri; Cypriniformes; Cyprinidae
Exons: 5
Coding region: 1443-1985 (180 amino acids)
Source: RefSeq, a predicted model, not a curated record